Molecule: messenger RNA, 1009 nt
Organism: Sitodiplosis mosellana (orange wheat blossom midge)
Lineage: Eukaryota; Metazoa; Arthropoda; Insecta; Diptera; Cecidomyiidae
Product: putative RNA polymerase II subunit B1 CTD phosphatase RPAP2 homolog
Exons: 3
Coding region: 147-860 (237 amino acids)
Cellular component (GO): nucleus; cytoplasm
Molecular function (GO): RNA polymerase II CTD heptapeptide repeat phosphatase activity; RNA polymerase core enzyme binding
Source: RefSeq, a predicted model, not a curated record
GUGUUUGUUUGACAAAUGAGUUUUGUUAUUGCGAACAUUCGUAUUGUGUACGGCGACAAGGAUUUUAUGCGUUAUUUUGAUGAAAAUAAAUUUUUUUUCCACAAAUUUAGGCGACUUUUAAAAUUUGAUAGAAAAACUGGGCGAGAAUGGAGACGGAAAAACCAAAGCCGAGGCCAAAAACACCACCAACAAAGCGAAAAUCAAGGGCCGCCAAACUGAGCAAGGAACAGCUUUUGAUAGCGCUUCAAAAGAAGAAAGAGUGUAAUGCUCGUGCCCAGAAAAUUGUCGAAACUCUACUUGAUCCAGUGCCACCCGAGAAGGUUGAAUACUUCCUGUCUCGUUUGAUCCACUUAAACCAAGCACAUUACGAUGACAUCGUUGAGGAGCGAUCAAUAGUCAAACUAUGCGGCUAUCCAGUGUGCGAUACAACCUUGGCCAACAUUCCGAAGCAGCAGUACAGCAUCGCUAGUUCACGGAAUAAAGUCUACGACAUAACCGAGCGUAAAAAGUUCUGCAGUAAUAAAUGCUACAAAUCAUCCGUGUAUCUAAAGGAGCAAAUCCUAACGACACCAUUGUGGGUGCGCAGAGAUGAUGAUAUUAUACCUGAAUUUAAGCUGCUGACAUUUGAUGAUAAUGAAAAGGAAGCCGAAAAACAGCCGGAAAAAGUUGUAGAAAAUAAGCAAGAGAAAAUUGUCGAGAAACCAAAAGAAAAAUUAGUAGAGAAUCAGAGUAGAGAUAACGAUGUAGAUAAACAAGUCGAAGAAAAUGACGAAAAAAUAGGAAAAGAAAAAGAAAAGGAUAAAGCCGUUGAUGAGGGCACAGAAACUAAUUUAAGUGAAAGUAGCAUUACUUCGAAAUAGGUUGAUUCAGUUAGUUUCAUUUAUUUUUUGAUCAUUUUUCAAUAAAGUACAAUUUUUUUUUAAUGAAAGAAUGAAAUCACAAUUGAAUGUCGACUAAAUGAAUUGAAAAUGUGAUUUAAUAAAAUGAAAUUGCGUUGAUGUAAAAUGAA